Molecule: messenger RNA, 1078 nt
Organism: Magallana angulata
Lineage: Eukaryota; Metazoa; Mollusca; Bivalvia; Ostreida; Ostreidae
Exons: 2
Coding region: 189-848 (219 amino acids)
Source: RefSeq, a predicted model, not a curated record
AGAACACCGAAAUCCUCUGAUUACAAUGCCUUGGUCAAAGGUUCUGUUUAAAUAGAAACUCUAUCUGUUUCAUUGUUCUUCGAUUGAUAUAUUUGUUCCUUUAUAUUUAAUGAGACAUAUGUAACAGACAUAUAGGAUUUGCGCCAGUAUGCCAUCACCAUAAGGAGUUGAAAAUGUAGCGCUGAUGGAUGAAAACGGGUGGAGGUUUAACAACUAUUCCUAAGAUGCCGAAAGGAAGGUUAGCUAUUGGUUACCCGAAUGAAUCUUUCGUGGGAAAGGGAACUGUGUUCGCAAAUAUCACGAAAGAGUCAUUGCGCGUCAGAAUGCGGGUGAAUAGAGUAGACGAACUGGAAGAGGAGCGAUUACAAAAGCUCACUAAAUUGAUGAACCGUGACCAAAAAGUGCAAGCAGUUUUGCUCCAAAGAGUUAUGGAGCGAGCAGAGCGGAACAUCGAACACAUGCGUGGAUAUAGGGAGGUUAUUAAUAAUGAUUUCAAGUUUGACAAUUUCCGAACGAUGGAACAUGGUUUCAGGAAACGUUUGGUUGAAUCUCCUCGAACAGCUCGACAAAUCUCACUAGAAACUAAGAUAUACAACGGUGGAUACCAGCCAGGAUAUUUCAAACAUGAAAUCAAGAGGAAAAUUCGACAAGCUGAUCCCAAUGUAUUUCACCGAGUUGUAAAGAAAGUCUUGAAAGAACAUAGUCAGAAAGAGUCGGGAGAGGUACUGGACAGGAAAAUGUCCGACAUGACCUAUUACCGGACUCUAAAGGAAAAACAACAAAAGGGACAGUUCUAUUUUAAACCCCAGGUGCGGCAUUUGGAUCCACUCUCGAAAGAGUUUAGUUAACACAACAAUCAUUGUCUGACCCACUUUUUUACUACCUAUGUACAUUCCUCCUGUUACAUAAUGUUAGUUUUAGUAGCGAGUAUGUUUUUCCGUUUUGUUUACAUUUUAGAUUGUUAUCGAAAUAUUUUAUUUGAAAGUAAAUGCAGUUCUUCGGUGUGGGCUUAGUGGGAAAGGACAAUGGAUUUACAAAUAUACAUGUACUGUAUUGAAACAAUAAACUGGCACUGAUA